Gasterosteus aculeatus aculeatus (three-spined stickleback) is the source of this 2499-nucleotide messenger RNA. It is a transcript of the gene fdft1, whose product is annotated as farnesyl-diphosphate farnesyltransferase 1. Gene Ontology annotation, molecular function: squalene synthase [NAD(P)H] activity. Lineage: Eukaryota; Metazoa; Chordata; Actinopteri; Perciformes; Gasterosteidae. Gene Ontology annotation, cellular component: endoplasmic reticulum membrane. Gene Ontology annotation, biological process: farnesyl diphosphate metabolic process; cholesterol biosynthetic process. The record is from RefSeq and is a predicted model, not a curated record.
AAGUUUUGCCCCACCGCUCGACCCCUCGCGUCCUCUGCGUGGUGUGUUUUUUUUUUACCCCCUCGUGUUGUUGAAGCCGUGGCGUCGACUCGCGCGGCAUGACUCCGUAUGGCCGGAGCCUGCUGCAAGUGUCCCGCCUCGCUGUCCGUGCUCCGGCGCUCCCUCUCGGCCGCACCGCGGGGCGGCGGGUCCGCUCCUCGGUCCCUCCUACCGGGCUGGAGGGCGGGUGAGCGGGGCCUGCAGGAGGCCCGCCGACCCUCCAGCGCCUUCCGACCCGCGGGCCUCUACCGACACACGAGCUUCCUCCGUGUCUCCUACCAGGAGUCCAUGAGCGAGAGUCUGCGGACCUGCUACCUGUACCUGAACCAGACCAGCAGGAGCUUCGCAGCUGUGAUCCAGGCGCUGGACGGGGAGCUGAGACAUGCCGUGUGCAUCUUCUACCUGGUGCUGCGAGCGCUGGACACGGUGGAGGACGACAUGACGAUCCCACUGGACAAGAAGGUGCCCAUGCUGAAUGACUUCCACACCUACCUGUACCAGGACGCGUGGUGCUUCACCGAGAGCCAGGAGAAAGACCGGCAGGUCCUGGCCGAUUUCCCCACGAUAUCACUGGAAUUCAGAAACCUCGCUCAGGAGUACAGAGACGUCAUCUCAGAUAUCUGCCACCGUAUGGGGGAAGGGAUGGCCGAGUUCCUGGAGAAGAAAGUGGGAUCCAUGAAGGAGUGGGACUUGUAUUGCCAUUACGUGGCGGGGCUGGUGGGCAUCGGCCUGUCUCGGCUCUUCUCUGCGUCCCAGCUGGAGGACCCCGAGGUGGGCCGCGACACCGAGCUGGCCAACUCCAUGGGCCUGUUCCUCCAGAAGACCAACAUCAUCCGGGACUAUCUGGAGGACACGCAAGUGGGACGUGCCUUUUGGCCACAAGAGGCCUGGAGUCAGUUCGCGGGCCGUCUGGAGGACUUUGCCCAUCCGGAGAAGCUGGAGUCGGCUCGCUCCUGUCUCAACCUGCUGGUCACCGACGCUCUGAGGCACGUUCCGGACGUCAUCGCCUACCUGUCCCGCCUGCGCAACCAGAGCGUCUUCAAUUUCUGUGCCAUUCCGCAGGUGAUGGCGAUAGCUACUCUGUCGUCAUGCUACAACAACCCCAUGGUGUUCAAGGGAGUGGUGAAGAUCAGGAAGGGACAGGCCGUCACACUCAUGAUGGAAGCCACCAACAUGAGCGCCGUGCAGACCAUCAUCUCCCAGUACAGCCAGGAGAUCUUACAGAAGGUCUCCCAGGCGGACCCGACGCGGGACAGAACCCUGCACAUCCUGGCUGUGAUCAAGGAGAAGUCGGCCCUGCCCGAGUCCAGCCUGCCCGCCAGGACCCACCACAUGUCGCCCAUGUACCUGUCUGCCGCCAUGCUGCUCGCCGCUCUCAGCUGGCAGUACCUCAGCACCACCGCGGCACAGGCUCAGGGCACGGGAGACAUGCACGGACAGUGAAACCCCCCCCCAUCCUCUGACUAUAGGAUUCUGCAGUGCUUCUUCCCACUGCGAAUGAGGAAAACAUGUGAUGACGUUGUACGUCACAAAGAAGAGAACACUCGCGACGGAUGAACAGAUAUCAGUUCUGCUUUCACAAGAGGCAACGAACGGCUGGUUCAAAUAUGAAACUGAAAAUAUGGACACUGACCUUUUUAGAUUUUUCUACCUAUAGUCCGUCUCAAAAUCCCCGGGUAAAAUGUCAUAUUCUUUUGAGAUCCAACACUGUGCAGCCCCGAAGUGGAGCGCGGGGGUCUCUAGGUUGAUCGAUGGUGAUUUCUACUAGUCCAUGAUGCAUCUGGGUAAACAAUGUACACGCUGUGAUGUACGGUUAUAUUCACCAGCAUAAAUAGCACUUAUGUUGCAACAAUUCAGUGCGUUUUGCUUUUUCAUGUUGAUGUUGAUCGUGUGAUAUUUUCAAUUUUUUUCUUUUGAAACAUUUUGAAACUUCUAAUUGAGUGAAAUUUAUUUGUCAUAUUUCGAGACAAAAAGUUAGAUUUUCUUUACGUGGUGAAAUGACACAUGACACUGCCCACUUUAGGAGCUUGGGGAACAUAUUAUGGUUUUGUUUGAUUCUGGGUGAUAUCUAAACUACUUAAAUCUAUUCCACUCACAUGGAAGAACAGCGUACUUCAUAGUUGGCGCAGACGCCACGGACAGCAUCCUUCGUAUCAACACUUUAACGUCUGCGUCCUCUCUGUUUCAACUCCACGUCCUUCGGGAAGGAGAAAAGAACAGCGCUGCUCCAAAGUAGUUUCGGCUUGGACUGAUCGAAUGUGGUCAAAUGUCAUUUCUGGUGCAUUUGAUGUCUGAAACGAAUGCAAACUGAGCUAGUUAAAGUGUCCUUAACACAGCGUUGGUGAGUAGAAAGGCUAGCGCACUUUGUACAGAACCAAAGGAGAGCUAUAAACAUUGCUAUGUAAUGUGUCAUUUUGGUUUGUGUAUAUAUUUUGACAAAUAAAGAUAAUUUAAACGGUC